Messenger RNA from Camellia sinensis, 4392 nucleotides. NCBI's taxonomy places the organism in Eukaryota, Viridiplantae, Streptophyta, Magnoliopsida, Ericales, Theaceae. The record is from RefSeq and is a predicted model, not a curated record.
ACCUCAUCACUCAUUUCAAGCCAAGAGAUGUUAUGUUUAAUAUCAAAAUGAAGUCCAAGAUUGAGGAGAUCAAUACCAGAUUGCACAAUAGUUUUCAACAAUGUUUGAAACUUAAUUUGGUUAAGAUUGUUGGACCCCCCACACCUACUAAGACUUGGCAAAGACCAGACUCUACAUCUAUAAUUGAUGAUCCUCGUGUUUACGGCCAAGAACACGAUCAGAGUAGGAUAAUUGAGUUGCUCGUAAAGGGGGAUGUAUCAAAUCAUAGCAACAUUGGCAUAAUUCCCAUAGUGGGUAUGGGUGGGAUUGGCAAGACCACCCUGGCUCAGAUGGCAUACAAUGAUGAAACCGUGAAGAAGCAUUUUGAUUUGCAAGCCUGGGUCUGUGUGUCAGAUGAGUUCAACAUUAUGAGAAUAACAAAAUUAAUUCUCGAGUCUGUGACUACCCAGACAUGUAAUUUUAAUGGCUUGGAUCAAGUUCAAGUUCAACUGCAGAAGGCUUUGGCUGGAAGGAAGUUCUUAAUUGUUUUAGAAGAUGUCUGGAACAAAAAAUACAGUGACUAGAAUGUUUUGAAAAAACCUUUCCGUGAUGGAGCCCAAGGGAGUAAAGUUGUGGUGACUACACGUAACAGAGAUGUUGCAAGAACGAUGGGAGGUGUUGAACUUCAUGACAUUGAGGUCCUAUCAGAUGAAGAUUGUUGGUUGUUGUUUGCAUAACAUGCCUUCAAGCAGAGAAGUAUUGAUGCAAAUCCAAAUUUGGUAUCACUAGGUAAGGAAAUUGUGGAGAAAUGCAAAAGUUUGCCUCUGGCUGCUAAGACACUCGGUGGCCUUUUACGUUGCAAAGAACGAGAUGAGGAAUGGGUAGAUGUAUUGUGUAAUAAAAUAUGGGAUUUAUCACACGAAGAAAGUGACAUCUUUCCAGCUUUGAGAUUAAGUUACCAUCAUCUCCUUGCGCAUUUGAAGCAGUGUUUUGCAUACUGGUCAAUAAUACCCAAGGACUAUGAAUUUGAGGAAAAGGAGAUAGUCUUGUUAUGGAUGGCAGAGGGUUUCAUUCCGCCAAAAAGAGAGAAACAAAUGGAAAAUAUAGGAGGUGAGUACUUUCGGGAAUUGUUGUCAAGGUCUUUUUUCCAGCCAUCAAGUACCGAUAAAAGCUCUAAAUUUGUUAUGCACAACCUCAUCAAUGAUUUGGCACAAGUAGUUGCAAGAGAUACUUGUUUUAGAUUGGAGGAUAGAUUGAAAUAUCAGGAGCAGUGCAAAAAUAUAAAGAAAGCUCGACAUUCAUCUUACAUGCAGGAGGACCAUGAGGGUAUGAAAAAAUUUGAGAUCUUUGGCAAAGCCAUGCAUUUACGGACCUUCUUACCAUUUUCCUUAGAAUCUUCCCUAAAAUCUUAUUUAGAUUGUCAUUUGGCAAGCAAUGUUCCCCGUAAUCUAUUGCUGAAGCUAAGACGCUUAAGGGUGCUCAAUAUGAGUAGAUAUUGCAUCAUAGAAGUUCCAAAUUCUGUUGGAGAUUUCAAACAUCUGCGGUAUCUUAACCUAUCCCACACCUCCAUUGAAGAAUUACCUGAAUCACUAGGCUCUCUCUACAAUCUACAAAUAUUGAUGUUGAGAGGAUGUCGAAAACUGAAAAAGUUGCCAACAGACUUGGGAAACCUAAUUGAUCUACGUCAUCUCGAUACUACAAAUGCACAUUCCUUAGAAGAAAUGCCACUGGGAAUAGGUAAGUUGGUUAGUCUUCUAACACUAUCCAAUUUUAUUGUUACUAAAAGCAGUGGGCAUCGGUUAAGAGAGUUGGGGAACUUAAUUUAUCUUCGGGGGAAGCUUUGCCUAUCUGGGUUACAGAACGUGGUGGUUCCAUUAGAUGCAAGGGAGGCAAAUUUAAAUGAUAAGAAGGGGUUAGAUGUGUUAUCAAUGGAAUGGAGUGUUAACUCAGGUGAAUCACAAGAUGGAAGAGUUGAAACAGAAGUGCUUGACAUGCUACAACCUCACAAGAAUUUAAAAAAGCUCCAUAUCAAAGGCUACCUUGGUACAGGAUUUCCGACUUGGAUAGGAGAUCAUCUGUUCUCCAAUAUGGCUUACCUAAGUUUAGAAAAUUGUGGAAAUUGUGCAUCCUUGCCACCUCUCGGACGACUACCCUCCCUCAAAAAGCUUUACAUUAAAGGAAUGCGUGUUCUAAAGCAUGUUGGUUGUGAGUUCUAUGGGCAAGGUGGUGAACCUUUUCCAUUACUGGAGACUCUAAGCUUUGAGAAUAUGCCAGAAUGGGAGGAUUGGUAUACUUUUGGAGAUCACAAGGAAGUUCAACCAUUCACUCUUGUUAGUGAGCUCUCCAUCAAAAAUUGUCCUAAACUUGUUGAAAUGUUGCCAAGUGAUCUACCUUGUUUGAAUAAGCUACAGAUCUCGAACUGCCCCAACCUCUGCGGAAUGAUGCCCAAGGAUCUAUCUUGUUUGAAUAAUCUAGAGAUUUCAGAGUGCCCGCAAUUCCUAGUUGAAGGUUCCAGCAUUAGCCUCCCGUCACUCACCUCGAUAGCUAUGAAUGACGUUCCUCUAACAAGCCUUGAAGCGGUCCUUGAGAUGAGGAGGAUGGUUGAUGAUGAAGUGAUAUCGGCAAAUGCAAAGUCUAAGCAUCCAAGUUCAAUAACUUCCUUGAGCAUUGGGAUGAUUAAGAAACUCGAGCUCUUGCCGAAAUGGGUUACUCGUGGGCUAAUGGAAGUCGAGGAAUUGAACAUUAGAAGGUGUGAAGAACUCAAGGCACUGUGGAAGAAUGAGGCGAGAGUGCAACACAGCUUGCCUACAUUCCGACGUUUGAGAAUUGAAGACUGCCCCCAGUUUGUUUCGUUGUUUGAAGAAGAUGGGGAUGAAGAAAAUGAAGGGCAACAUCAGCAACAACAACAAGAGGGACUCCCUAGCAUAGUGAGGCUUGAGCAUCUAACAAUAAUUAAUUGUGAAAAGCUGCUGGAUAAACUGCCACGGCUGCUACAUACCUUCUCUUUUCUUCGAGAGUUGUAUGUCUGGAAGUGUCCAAGUCUUGGCUCUUUUCCAGAGACAGGUUUUCUGUGCACGCUGAAAAAACUCCAGAUACUUCGUUGUGAGGCUCUGCAAUCCUUAUUCGGGUGGAUAACGCAGAUUAAUGACAAUAAUCUUGAAGUGUUAGAUGUUGAGAAUUGUCCAUCCCUCACAUGCUUGAUAUCAUGCAGAGGUGGGGGGCUACCGCCCACACUCAAAGAGCUUGAGAUUUGGGGGUGUAAAAAGUUGGAGGCACUGCUAAUAGAGGAGGGGAUGGAAAUUAACUGUCCAUCUCUUGAGUCUUUUUGGAUCAGUGGUUGUGAUAGGCUGAAAUACUUGCCAGAUGCCCUUCCUAAUAAUAAUAAUCUUAGGAAUCUCAGUCAAUUGGUGCUACAUGGGUGUGAGAAUUUGGAGUACAUUCCGGAAGGAUGGUUACACUCCGCAACAAAUCUGACAUAUUUGAAUAUGAGGGGAUGAAAAAAACUGAAGGCCCUACCACACGGAUUGCAGAGCAUCAACUACCUCACUUCUCUUCAAGAGCUAGAUAUGAAUAUUUCACAAUGGAACAACAACUUCAAGAAGAUUGGUUUGCACAGUUUAUCCUCUCUUAAAACACUAUGGAUUGAAGGCAAAGAAGAAGAACAUCCGAUGGGUUCCAGCUUUCCGAUAGAUGGGAUGUUGCUGCCCACCUCUCUUAUCGUACUUUGGAUCCGUAAUUUUCGAAAUCUGGAGAAGCUAUCUUCUAAGUUGUUUCAAAACCUCGCCUCCCUUGAAUGUCUUUAUAUCGGGGAUUGCCCUAGGCUCACAUUCCUGACGUCAACAUCGGUGAGUGAUCAACUCUGUGGAGAUUCCACCGCAAUACAAGCAGUCAAAUUGCCAGAAAUGUGCUUUCAAGGAUCUGAAUACAGAGAAAGAUUUCUUCCGAUAGAUUUCCUCAUCUGCUUUUAUUUCCCGAGGAAACCACAACAAAUGGAAGAGUCCUCAUUUCUUUCCAACUUUGUGCAUUUGUUCCUGGAUAUCCUGUCCAUCCAGUGAUUGUUCGCUAUCCCCUUGUACACUUCGACCAAUCCCGGGGAAAUAUAGCUUUGGGAAAGCUCAUGUUUAGAAUGUUCAGAGUUUCACAAUUUCAUGGAGGACAACAUAUCUCUAGUCUAGUCUUAGAUUGAAUCCUGGAUUGCUGAGUCUUGAUUGGUUACACUAACUGUACAAACAUCUCAUUCCUAUGGGGACAUCAUGCAGCUUGCAAAAGCUUCCGAGUCCAAACAAGUCACUUUUCGUGCUCCAUGUGUUUUGGCUUUAUAAUUUAUCUUGCUUUUAGGUCGGCAAAAAUGAUCUUGUACUUCAUUCAAACAUUCUAUGAAGUGCUAGAUUUUAGCUCUUAAACUUAAUUUGA